AUGAAAGCCUUCAGCAUACCACCUCAUCCUCCCGCACUCUCGAUCACCAAGACAUGCAUUUACAAGACUAUAGAUAGGAUCGCCAUUCCUAUUGACAUCUAUGUACCGACUGAGCACGAUGUCGCCAUUCCUCCGGUCAUGCUGUUCAUCCACGGGGGCGGAUGGAGUGGAGGGAACAGGACGGACUACUCCCGACCGCUCUUUUAUCAUUUCCUGUCACUGGGGUUCAUAGUGACCUCUAUGGAUUAUCGCCUCCUUCCAGAAACAAAGCUUGAAGGUCAGAUGGAUGAUGUCCGUGAUGUGGAGGGUUGGCUGAGGAAGAGCUUAGCGCGAGAGGUCAGAGACUACUUCUCCGGCGUCCAAGGCGAUAAGAUCAUUGUCGUUGGAGCUUCAGCUGGAGCCCACCUUGCCCUUUUGACUCCAAAGCUUUGGACCAUACAACCAACGGCCAUCUUGUCCCUGUACGGCCCGACCAACAUGAACGGACUCCCGUCUCUUCAUAGUGACCGUCUCUCGAAGCUCUUUCUACCUCCUUGCACAUCUGAACUUCUUACUGCUGGAACGUACUUCGACCACCAACCAACCGAGUUUCCGGUUGUUCAAAAGCCGGAAGAUUACAAACGUCCCAGAACUGUUAUGGUUCUCACAAUUUUCCGCAAAGCCCUCAUCCGCGAGUACCUGCUUCGAGGGCUGACCAGAGGCGAUGACGGAAAGCUGAGACUCCCCGAGCGAGGGUCAAUAACUAAGGAAGAAAUCGACGAAAUCAGUCCCCUCGAGCUCAGCAAAAUGCAUAAAUACCCGCCAACCUACCAAAUAAUGGGCGCAAACGACGACGUCUUCGAGCUCUCCCAUGCCGUCAAAUUCCACUCUGCGCUCGGAACCAGCGGCUCGCAUCGGCAGACUAUGAUCCUGUUCGAAGCAGGUCAUGCUUUCGAUAUCUGGGAGGACAUUGGAGGUGAGGUGCACGAGAAGGUUAUUGCGCCUGCUGUCGAGUGGGUUGCGGGGUUCGCGGGGGUGGAAUCUAGGCCGCAGAGGAGUGCGAGAUGGGGAGGAAGAGGGGACAUUGGGAAAUUGGGGUUUUUGCUUGAGAAGUGA
Hyaloscypha bicolor E is the source of this 1095-nucleotide messenger RNA. Its product is annotated as alpha/beta-hydrolase. The coding region runs from base 1 to 1095 and encodes 364 amino acids. The record is from RefSeq and is a predicted model, not a curated record. Lineage: Eukaryota; Fungi; Ascomycota; Leotiomycetes; Helotiales; Hyaloscyphaceae. The transcript is spliced from 3 exons.